AGGCUCCACGACACUAGCGAAACUCUUUCCUGGUUCUUUGCGCACGGAGGGGAGAGAAACCAGGCCCUGGUUCUCUGCAAUACAUGAAGGAACGAAAAUCGUUUGAGGAGCAGUGAAUCUCAAGCAUCAUUCGGUGGCUAUUUUCGGAAAUUUCAACUGAUCAAGGCUACUUGGAGGGUCCGUGAAGAUUUCCAGGACAGAGGAAGGAAUUUGAUGUGGGCGAGGUGUUUAUCGACUGGAGUUUCGAGACGUUUCACGGUGUGUGUGUUUAAUUCAGGGGGCAUUCUCGUGGUUUUUUUCUCUUAACCUGCUGGUUUUAAAUCUGGAGAUGAAGUGAUAAAUUCCAUAUAUUUCCUUGGUUCGACAUGCAUCAAACUUUGGGCAUUCGUGUUUAUGAUUUAGGUUAGCUUUGAAUUUUAGCUCGUCUGUUGGAAAAUCAUCGUAUUCGAUCUAUUAUGGCGUGAUAUUGAGUGGAAAUGUGAUGAUUUGUUCAGAUUGAUUGUUUGAUACGGCUCUGGCUUUAGUUCGGAACUUUGGAUAAUAAGAGUUUGAAUGACAAGGUUCUGGAGAUUCUUGAGGAUCUUUGACAAGGUAAAUGUGACUUAUGCUUUCUGACUGGGUGGACUGUGAAGAUCUGAGGUCUAACAUGUGACGAUGCCUGCUUUCUCUGAACGUAUCUGGAGUUUCAGACAUUGUGAAUUGGGAAUUUGUGGGGGUUUAAGAUGUAUUUAUAGUAGAGGAUUAUCCAACAACAGAUAGCUUUACGUUCAAGAGCUAUAUCCUUGGACAGUGUCAUAUUGCUGGGACUUGGGAGGGGCUUCGGAUGUGAAAAUGGUGAAUGAUUGAACUCUCUAUUUCUCAGACACUCCCAUGCAUUUUCGUUAUACUUUUCAAGGUGGAGUGACUGAGUGAUGUCUUGUUAAGAUGAUUGAUCAGUUCAUCAAUUUCGUGAUUCGGCCUCCAAGGGCUGAGUAUAAUCCAGACCAGUAUUUGUGGGAAGUAGAUUUCACUCUUGCAGGCAGAAGAUACAAGAGGCUGGACUUGGAGCUCAGGAAUGGAAAGGGCCAUGCCUUGAAGUGCAGUCAUUAUGUGCCAUCUCCUUUCCCCGAAGACACUCCUCUUCCAUGUGUUAUUUACUGUCAUGGCAACAGUGGAUGUCGAGCAGAUGCAAAUGAGGCUGCUGUAGUCCUUCUUCCCUCAAAUAUUACGCUCUUCACUCUUGAUUUUUCGGGUUCAGGCUUAUCUGAUGGCGAUUAUGUCAGUCUUGGUUGGCAUGAGAAAGACGACCUUAAAAUUGUGGUGUCUUACCUUAGAAGCAACAAACAAACUUCAUGCAUAGGCCUUUGGGGACGUUCAAUGGGUGCAGUCACAAGGUAUUAAACUCAUGGAAAUGGCAGAUUUAUUAAUUUCUUGUUCAGGUUAAUUAUCAUUGACUUCUUGCUACCAAAGCUCUUGCAUACGUAAGCAAUCUGUCUUUCACUCAGGCAUAUGCAAUAUCAACUGUUAAAUCUUAAAGAUGCUUAAAGGGUCCAACAGUUUAAGAUGCUUAGGAGUUAGGACAUUUUAGGAGUUAGUUAAUUUUCAUGGAAUAUAUUUACAGGCAAAAUGCCUAUUCUAUCAUUAGAAAAUCUAACUUCACUCAUGUUCAUUCUCUUGAGAAUCAGGUCUAAAAUGUAAAAAGACAAUGAGUAUUCUCCUUUCACUUUAAAACCAAUCAUUUAGUUUUUACUCGGGACUCAUGUGAAUGACUAUUGCCUUUUCCCCAUUGAAAAAGCUUAAUGAGAUGGAAUAAUAUGUGCUGACCUAUAAGAGGAUGACCCAAGUAAAUAGUCUUUUCGUCCUCCUUUUGUAUGGAAUGAUAACACAUUGCAAUUGUAUUUUGGAAAAUGCGUAACAUGUUUGAUUAGUUGGUUCAGAACAAGAUUGGAGAAAAGAUUUAUAAACCUUUUAAGAAUUUUUAUAAACUAUAGAAAAUGUAUACUCCAAUUUCUGUCAAAUUUGACUGAUUGUUGCUCCUUAGGUUCUAAUCUUGUAGAUGUUAGAACAACAACAACAACGACGACGACAAACUCAGCCUUAUCCCAACUUAAUGGGGUCGGCUACAAGGAUCUGUCUAACAAAAAAAAAAAAAAGAA
Macadamia integrifolia is the source of this 2135-nucleotide messenger RNA. RefSeq lists its product as uncharacterized. Lineage: Eukaryota; Viridiplantae; Streptophyta; Magnoliopsida; Proteales; Proteaceae. The transcript has 7 exons. The record is from RefSeq and is a predicted model, not a curated record. Bases 925 to 1380 code for a protein of 151 amino acids.